AUGCGUAUUAGCAAUAUACGCAAUGGACGCAUUUGCCGUUUGGCAUUGGUGCUAACACUCUUGCCACUUCUAUAUUUGUUGAUCACAUGGAGUGAUGGCCACAAACGGGUGCAGGAGGUAUAUCAGGCUAAAUUUGGUACGGGACGUCGUCACUAUCAACGUUUAGAGGGUAGGCCCAAAGAAAUACCGGUUUUGGUAGAAGGGUUGGGUAAUUUCGAACCCACCAAUGUUGAAGACCGUGUAGGUCCCGGCGAAAACGGUGAAGCUUAUCACCUGCCAGCCCAUAAGAAAAACGAGGCAGACGAAUCGGAAAUGGAAUAUGGCAUGAAUAUCGCUGCAUCCGAUGCAAUUUCAAUGCAUCGUAGUGUACGCGAUACCCGCCUGGAAGAGUGUAAACAUUGGAAUUAUCCAUAUGAUUUACCAAAGACCAGUGUUAUCAUUGUCUUUCACAAUGAAGGCUUUUCAGUGCUACUGCGAACCGUCCAUUCGGUCAUAGACCGUACACCAAAACAUAUUCUACAUGAAAUUAUAUUGGUCGAUGAUUAUUCGGACAAAAAGAAUUUGGGUGAAGAGCUGGAGAGUUACAUUAAACAAUUUAAUGGUUUGGUGCGUUUGAUACGCAACAAGGAGCGAGAAGGUUUAAUUCGUACGAGAUCGCGUGGUGCCAAGGAAGCAACAGGUGAAGUAAUUGUCUUCCUUGAUGCCCAUUGUGAAGUGAACACAAAUUGGCUGCCACCUUUGCUGGCACCCAUAUAUCGUGAUCGCACUGUGAUGACUGUGCCCAUCAUUGAUGGCAUCGAUUAUAAAACAUUUGAAUAUCGUUCCGUCUACGGCAGUGAAAAUCAUUUCCGUGGCAUCUUUGAAUGGGGUAUGUUGUAUAAGGAAAAUGAAGUCCCCAAACGUGAACAACGUCGUCGUCAACACAACUCUGAACCAUAUCGCAGUCCUACACAUGCUGGUGGUCUCUUUGCCAUUAAUCGUGAAUACUUUUUGGAGCUUGGUGCCUAUGAUCCGGGUCUUUUGGUAUGGGGUGGUGAAAAUUUCGAAUUAAGUUUUAAAAUUUGGCAAUGUGGUGGCAGUAUUGAAUGGGUUCCAUGCUCACAUGUCGGUCAUGUUUAUCGUGGUUUCAUGCCUUACAACUUUGGUAAGCUGGCCAGUAAAAAGAAGGGUCCCCUUAUUACCAUCAAUUAUAAACGUGUCAUUGAAACAUGGUUCGAUGAGACACACAAAGAAUAUUUUUAUACCCGUGAACCAUUGGCUAGAUAUUUGGAUAUGGGUGAUAUCAGCGAACAGUUGGCAUUGAAGAAGCGUCUUAACUGUAAAUCAUUCCAAUGGUAUAUGGAUAAUAUUGCCUAUGAUGUUUAUGAUAAAUUCCCAGCUCUGCCGGCUAAUUUGCAUUGGGGUGAAUUGAGGUCAGUGGCAACGGAAAAUUGUCUCGACUCGAUGGGCCAUCAACCACCCGCAAUUAUGGGUCUAUCCCAUUGUCAUGGCGGUGGUAAUAAUCAGUUGAUACGUCUGAAUGCUGCCGGACAAUUGGGUGUUGGUGAACGUUGUGUUGAAGCCGAUCGUCAAGGUAUUAAGCUGGCCGUAUGCCGUUUGGGUACCACCGAUGGCCCCUGGAGUUACGACGAGACAAGUAAACAUUUAUUGCAUCGAGCUCAUCGGAAAUGUGUUGCUGUACAUCCCACCACACAGCAGUUAUUCUUGGCACACUGUGAUGUUAAUGAUGGCUAUCAACAAUGGUAUUUUAAACCAAUUAAACCUAACUAUUAGACAAUCAUUGUAACGGGGAGCGGGAAGU
This is a messenger RNA of Musca vetustissima, 1801 nucleotides long. RefSeq names its product N-acetylgalactosaminyltransferase 7 (gene Pgant7). The transcript is spliced from 3 exons. The coding region runs from base 1 to 1773 and encodes 590 amino acids. NCBI's taxonomy places the organism in Eukaryota, Metazoa, Arthropoda, Insecta, Diptera, Muscidae. The record is from RefSeq and is a predicted model, not a curated record. Gene Ontology annotation, cellular component: Golgi apparatus.